AUGACUGAGCCCACCAAGAUCAGCAUCUUGGGUCGGGGAGAGCAUCGCCUUCGAAGCCGCCGCCGCCUCCGUCUCACCUGCCCGCGUCUUCUCGUCUACAAUGCUGCGCCUGGCGAGAGCUCAAAGUCACGCUCGACAAAAGCCGACAUUGAGGAUUGGAUGCUGAGCCAGAGCCCACCAUGUGGCCGUGAUACCGUCGUCAUCGCGUUGGGUGGAGGUGUCAUUGGCGAUCUUACUGGGUUCAUUGCGGCCACCUACAUGCGUGGUGUUCGCUAUGUGCAGGUCCCCACUACUCUCCUCGCCAUGGUGGAUUCGUCAAUUGGAGGAAAAACUGCUAUUGACACACCGCUGGGCAAGAACUUGAUCGGCGCCAUCUGGCAGCCUUCGAGAAUCUACAUCGAUCUCGAGUUCCUGGAAACACUACCCACGAGAGAGUUCAUCAACGGCAUGGCCGAGGUUAUUAAGACUGCCGCCAUCUCAAGCGAAGAGGAGUUCACUGCACUGGAAGACAACGCGGAUGCUAUCCUCGCCGCUGUACGCAGCGAGAAGAAACAGGGCCGCUUCGACGGUAUUCGGGACAUCCUGAAGGCAAGAAUUUUGGCCUCGGCCCGCCACAAGGCUUUCGUCGUCUCCGCUGAUGAGCGUGAGGGUGGUCUCCGCAACCUACUCAACUGGGGUCACUCUAUUGGUCAUGCGAUUGAGGCCAUUCUGACCCCUCAGAUCCUCCAUGGUGAGUGCGUUGCCAUCGGUAUGGUCAAAGAGGCCGAGCUGGCCCGUCACCUCGGUGUUCUCAAGGGCGUCGCUGUGGCUCGCAUCGUCAAGUGUAUUUCCGCCUAUGGCUUGCCCACAUCAAUGAAGGAUUCACGAGUGCGCAAGCUGACUGCCGGCAAGCACUGCUCUGUUGACCAAUUGCUGUUUAAUAUGGCUCUCGAUAAGAAGAACGACGGUCCUAAGAAGAAGGUCGUUUUGCUGUCUGCCAUUGGACGUACCUACGAGCCCAAGGCCAGUGUUGUCUCGAAUGAUGACAUUGGCGUCGUUCUGGCUCCUAGCACCGAGAGUGCCCAAGACCCUCAAUGUUACCUGCGCACCCCGGGAUCCAAGAGCAUCUCCAACCGAGCUCUUGUCCUUGCUGCACUUGGUUCGGGAACUUGCCGUAUCAAGAAUUUGCUUCACUCUGACGAUACGGAGGUCAUGCUGAACGCUCUGGAGAAGCUGGGAGCCGCUACCUUCUCCUGGGAGGAAGAAGGCGAGGUUCUCGUUGUCAAUGGUAAGGGCGGCAAGAUCACUGCCAGCCCUUCUGAGCUAUACCUGGGUAAUGCCGGUACUGCCUCGCGAUUCCUGACCACCGUGGCCACUCUUGCUACUCCCAGCACCGUUAAUGAGAGCAUUCUCACCGGUAACAACCGGAUGAAGCAAAGACCCAUUGGCGACCUUGUCGAUGCUCUGACCGUGAACGGUGCGGACGUCGAGUACAUGGAGCGAAAGGGCAGUCUGCCCCUCAAGAUUGCCGCCUCUGGCGGUUUUGCCGGUGGCAAGAUCAAUCUGGCCGCCAAGGUGUCCUCUCAGUAUGUGUCUUCUCUGUUAAUGUGUGCUCCCUAUGCCAAGGAGCCAGUGACCCUGAAGCUGGUUGGCGGCAAGCCCAUCUCCCAGCCCUACAUCGAUAUGACCACCGCUAUGAUGAGAUCUUUUGGUAUCGACGUGCAAAAGUCGACAACCGAGGAGCACACUUACCACAUCCCUCAGGCUCACUAUGUGAACCCUGCCGAGUAUGUUGUUGAGAGCGAUGCCAGCUCUGCCACAUACCCUCUGGCCAUUGCGGCCAUCACGGGCACCAAGUGUACUGUCCCCAACAUUGGUUCCAAGUCGCUUCAGGGCGAUGCUCGCUUCGCUGUUGAUGUUCUGCGACCUAUGGGCUGCUCUGUCGAGCAGGAUGAUCACUCCACCACGGUCACUGGUCCCGCGAGUGGCAUUCUUCGACCACUUCCAAAUGUGGACAUGGAGCCUAUGACUGAUGCUUUCCUCACUGCAUCCGUCCUUGCGGCUGUUGCCCGGGGUGAGGGCCCCAACCACACUACUCGCAUCUAUGGCAUUGCCAACCAGCGUGUGAAGGAGUGCAACCGUAUCAAGGCCAUGAAGGACGAGCUAGCCAAGUAUGGUGUGGUUUGCCGUGAACAUGACGACGGUCUCGAGAUUGACGGCAUUGAGCGCUCUACUCUUCGUCAGCCCUCCGGUGGUGUCUACUGCUAUGAUGACCACCGUGUUGCCUUCAGCUUCAGUGUUUUGUCACUUGUAGCUCCUAAGUCUACUCUCAUCCUCGAGAAAGAGUGCGUCGGUAAGACAUGGCCCGGCUGGUGGGACACCCUCAAGCAGCUCUUCGGCGUCAAGCUCGAGGGUAAGGAGCUGAAGGAGGAUGAGCUUGCCACUACCUCUGCCGAGGAGAAGGCCAGUGCAUCGGUCUUCAUCAUCGGCAUGCGUGGUGCUGGCAAGACCACUACAGGCAAAUGGGUUGCUAAGGGCCUCGACCGCCCCUUUGUUGACCUCGAUACUGAGUUGGAAAUGGCCGAAGGCAUGAGCAUUCCUGAUAUGAUCAAAACUCGAGGCUGGCAGGGCUUCCGCGACGCUGAACUGGAUACUCUCAAGCGAGCUAUGAAAGACCGGCCUAAUGGCUACGUCUUCGCUUGCGGUGGUGGUGUUGUCGAGAUGCCUGAGGCUCGCAAGCUACUUACUGACUACCACAAGAACAAGGGCAAUGUUCUUCUCAUCAUGCGUGAUAUCAAGCAGGUAAUGGACUUCUUGCAGAUUGAUAAGACUCGUCCUGCUUACGUGGAGGAUAUGAUGGGCGUGUGGCUUCGCCGCAAGCCUUGGUUCCAGGAGUGCAGCAACGUCCAGUACUAUAGCCAGCACUCAAACAACACAGAGCUUGCUCUAGCCUCAGAGGACUUUGACCGCUUCCUGCAAGUUAUUACCGGUCGUCGUGAUAGCUUGAAUGAGAUCAAGAAGAAGAAGCACAGCUUCUUCGUCUCGUUGACGCUGCCCGAUCUGCGUGAUUGUGGUGACAUCCUGAGCGAGGCCUGUAUUGGAUCGGACGCCGUCGAGCUGCGAGUUGAUCUAUUGAAGGAACCGGCUUCCGACAGCGAAAUUCCUACCGUUGACUUUGUUGCUGAGCAGAUGUCGUUCCUCCGCCGCCGUGUUACACUACCUCUGAUCUUCACCAUCCGUACCAAGAGCCAAGGUGGCCGCUUCCCUGAUGAUGCUUAUGAGGCUGCUGCUGCGCUCUACCGCCUGGCGUUCCGUUCAGGAUGCGAAUUCGUGGAUCUCGAAAUCGCAUUCCCCGACGAGAUACUCCGGUCCGUGUCUGAGAUGAAGGGUCAUUCCAAGAUCAUCGCCUCCCACCACGACCCGGAAGGAAAGCUCUCGUGGAGCAACAUGUCCUGGAUCCCAUCGUACAACCGUGCUCUGGAGUUUGGCGAUAUCAUCAAGCUUGUGGGCGUCGCCAAAAGCCUGGACGACAACACUGCCUUGAGGAAGUUCAAGACCUGGGCCGCAGAGGCGCAUGAAACACCGUUGAUCGCGAUCAACAUGGGUGACAAGGGCCAGCUUAGCCGAAUCCUGAACGGCUUCAUGACCCCUGUGUCUCACCCGGCCCUGCCUUUCAAGGCCGCUCCUGGUCAGCUGUCAGCGACUGAGAUCCGCCGUGGUCUCUCAUUGAUGGGUGAGAUCAAGGCCAAGAAGUUUGCCAUCUUUGGCUCUCCUAUGGGUCUCCCCCACGAGUACACCCGUCUGGAAACCAGCAACGUUGAGGAUGUCAAGGACUUCAUCCACGCCUCUGACUUUGGCGGUGCUUCUGUGACCAUCCCGCUCAAGCUGGACAUCAUGCCCUUGCUGGACGAGGUCGCUCAAGAGGCCGAGAUCAUUGGCGCUGUGAACACGAUUGUUCCCAUCGACAACGGCGACAAGCCCCCUCGUCUGGUCGGCUACAACACUGACUGGCAGGGCAUGGUUAACUCCCUGCGCAACGAAGGCGUCUAUGGCUCCAACGGCACCGAGAGCGCCGUUGUCAUCGGCGGUGGUGGCACUGCCCGCGCAGCUAUUUUCACCUUGCACCACAUGGGCUUCUCCCCGAUCUACGUGGUUGGGCGCUCCGCCAGCAAGCUGGAAGGCAUGGUCGCCACCUUCCCGACCAACUACAACAUCCGUAUCGUGGACAACCAUACCCAGUUGGACAGCGUGCCCAAGGUCGCCAUCGGCACUAUCCCCGCCGAUCGUCCUAUUGACCCCAGCAUGCGUGAGACCCUCUGCCACAUGUUCGAGCGUGCGCAGGAGGCCGAUGGCAAGCUCAUCGGCAAGUCGAUCGAUGAGCAGUCGCCCCGUAUUCUCCUCGAGAUGGCCUACAAGCCUUCCGUCACUGCGCUGAUGCAGUUAGCUUCUGAUGCCGGCUGGAAGACUAUUCCCGGACUUGAAGUUCUUGUCGGUCAGGGUGUGCAACAGUUCAUCCACUGGACUGGGAUCACCCCCCUUUACCAUGUCGCACGAGUCAGUACUGCUCUUCACCCACGAUUCUUGAUGUACAACACUAACCAAUUUCCAACAGAAUGCUGUGAUGGGUAA
Messenger RNA from Penicillium maclennaniae, 4608 nucleotides. Its product is annotated as pentafunctional protein ARO1. The record is from RefSeq and is a predicted model, not a curated record. The transcript is spliced from 4 exons. Gene Ontology annotation, cellular component: cytoplasm. Gene Ontology annotation, molecular function: 3-dehydroquinate dehydratase activity; 3-phosphoshikimate 1-carboxyvinyltransferase activity; 3-dehydroquinate synthase activity. The coding region runs from base 1 to 4608 and encodes 1535 amino acids. Gene Ontology annotation, biological process: chorismate biosynthetic process; aromatic amino acid biosynthetic process. NCBI's taxonomy places the organism in Eukaryota, Fungi, Ascomycota, Eurotiomycetes, Eurotiales, Aspergillaceae.